Molecule: messenger RNA, 2609 nt
Organism: Chilo suppressalis (striped riceborer)
Lineage: Eukaryota; Metazoa; Arthropoda; Insecta; Lepidoptera; Crambidae
Source: the annotation of a GenBank genome assembly
CGCGUCGGUAGUGUGGACGAACGACUAAGACGCGCGAAUUUUCCUCUUAGAGCGGUAAAUUCAAAUAAAGAAUCGUGCUUCAACUUUUUUAAAAGAAAACCCUGGUUGUGCUUUUCAAGUCUGUGCUUCACAGUGCUGUGUAUUUUUAUUUAUUAAUGUUUUAAUAUAGUGCAUUCUAGAAACAGGUUUUAAUAAUGCCCGCUUACGACAAUCAUGGGGCUACAAUCUCUUUGGAAGACGUGCGGCCUGCUGUUCAGCUGGACUUGGCUGCCAGAAGACGGGAGCUGAAGACUCAGAUAUCAACGUUGACCACCAGGAAAGAGCAGGCAGUGUGCGUGAGGCACGCUUACAAAAGAUACGGGUCCAAGAGCAACCCCAAUGUUAUCCUGGACGGACUGAACAUGACAGUCCCAAAAGGUGCCAUAUAUGGUCUUCUCGGUGCGUCUGGAUGCGGAAAGACUACUCUAUUGUCCUGCAUCGUGGGUCGGAGGAGGCUGAAUUCCGGUGACAUAUGGGUGCUGGGUGGAAGACCCGGCAGUCCUGGAAGCGGGGUGCCCGGACCAAGGAUUGGAUAUAUGCCACAGGAAAUUGCACUUUUCGGGGAGUUUUCUAUACGAGAGACUUUCUUAUACUUCGGGAUGAUAGCUGGGAUGUCUAAGGAAGAGAUUGUCAAGAAUGCCAAGUUUCUGGAGACAUUUUUGGAAUUGCCAGAUCCGCAGAGACUUGUCAAGAUCCUGUCAGGUGGACAGCAAAGGCGUGUGUCGUUCGCUGCAGCCCUCAUACACAAACCAGAACUCUUGAUUUUAGACGAGCCCACUGUUGGGGUGGACCCUGUGUUGCGACAGAACAUAUGGGACUACUUGGUGGACAUCACAAAAGGACGACGCACUACAGUUAUAAUCACGACUCAUUACAUCGACGAAACUAAACAAGCCAAUGUUAUUGGGCUCAUGCGUGGAGGACGGUUCCUCGCGGAGCAAUCUCCAGCGGAGCUGAUCCGACGGUACCAAUCGGAGACCCUGGAAGAUGUGUUCCUGAAGCUGGCUGUCAUCCAGAACAGGGGAAAGAGGAGGCGUUCCAGCAUCUUAGCUGAUGUAGUGGACAAGGUUGAAAUACCUGCGACAGCGAACCCAGCACCACAAGCGGAAGAAGCAGAAAUUGGGGAGAUAUCUGGGGAAUUCGGUGAUAAUGUAUCCAUGAGCAGUAAAGGCAGGGUCGUAGUAACUCCCGACUGUUCACCGGUUGAAAUGCCUCCAGAGGAACAGCGCAAUUUCACAAUCUACGAGAAAUACAACCCACUGAAGUGGAAUCACAUGAAAGCACUGGUUUGGAGGAACGCUCUGGGACUAAUCAGGAAUUAUGGGUUGUUAGCUUUCAUCAUAGGAUUACCGAUGCUUCAAAUGGUCCUGUUUUGCGUUGCCGUUGGCCGGUAUCCCGACGAUUUGCCCAUUUCAGUCAUAAACUACGAGGUGAACAGCACAGAUGUACUCUGCGACUUCAACCGGGGAUGCGCCCAGAAUCCUGAAACUUGGGAAUGGGAUAUGUCAAAUUUCAGCUGCAGAUAUCUACAUUAUCUCCACCAGCGGCAGAGGAAUUUGCUGUAUUAUCCAACUACUGAGGCAGCUUUGGCGGACGCAAAGAACGCUAAAGCGUGGCUAAUCAUCACCUUCCCGUCCAACUUCUCCGAAAGCAUACGACAGAGGAUGGUGGACAGCCGGGACAUAGACAAUGCGACCAUAGACACUUCAAGCAUCAAAAUGCACAUGGAUAACGUCAACAAGCAGAUUAAGUGGAUGUUGAAGAAAGACCUUGCCGAGGCCUUCGUGGACGUUUUGACCAACAUGACUGUGGCGUGUGACCUUCCAGAGAGAGCAUUGGCUAUUCCUGCUCAUAUACACGAUCCUAUUUACGGUUUGAAAAUGCCAAAUAUGACUGAUUUUGCUGCGCCAGGUGUCAUUUUAACGGUAAUAUAUUUCUUGGCUGUGGCAUUGACAUCGGGAGCUUUGCUAUCAGAAAGGAACGAAGGUACCCUGGAGCGAUCACUUGUGAGCGGUAUAACUAGUGUGGAGAUCUUGUUUGCCUUGCUGAUAGUGGAGCUGGUUGUGAUGUUCCUCCAGACAGUAGGUGUCAUGAUCAUCGCGUUUUUGGUGUUCGAACUCAGUCAGAACGGUCCCAUAGGAUGGGUUGUCUUCCUGACAUUCCUAGCUGGAAUUUGUGGGAUGACUUUCGGUUUCGUCGUAGCAACUCUUUGUGAUACAGACAAGACUGCAACCUAUAUGGCCUUGGGAUCCUUCUUGCCUAUGACUUUAUUGAGCGGCGUGAUCUGGCCUAUAGAAGGUAUGCAUGACAUCUUGAAGGCUAUAAGCAUCGUGUUGCCAUUAACGAAGAGUACUGAAGGUCUAAGAUCGAUGCUUCAAAAAGGUUGGGGCAUAGACCAACCGGACGUUUACUUGGGCUUUGUGAUCAUAAUAGCUUGGAUAUUCUUGCAUCUAACAGCGAGUAUAUGCCUCCUUAGGUUUAAGAAAGGGUGAAAUUGCUAAGUUUCGGGCAAUAAAAAAAUGCAACACAUGACUCCUACAUGUUACAUAACAUCACAUGUUACAAAGCAC